Trachymyrmex septentrionalis is the source of this 5332-nucleotide messenger RNA. RefSeq names its product actin cytoskeleton-regulatory complex protein PAN1 (gene tyf). NCBI's taxonomy places the organism in Eukaryota, Metazoa, Arthropoda, Insecta, Hymenoptera, Formicidae. The transcript has 9 exons. The record is from RefSeq and is a predicted model, not a curated record. The coding region runs from base 354 to 4451 and encodes 1365 amino acids.
AUUUCGGUCAACACUUGGAUUAGCUCCUUUUCUAAGUCGCGGUAGUCUCUCUUAUGAUCCAAGAAGGUACAAAGAGAAGGAGAGCUGAAUAAAUAAUUUUUAAAUUAAAUUAUUAGAAAGCUUAGCGUAAGCAUUGGUGAAAGCAAUCCUUGGAUUCGACCUCGACGUCGUCGUCUAAGCGUGCUUCGCGCUCGUCUAGCCGCGAGAAUACAGCGUCUUCUUCGGCCGUUGUAUUUCCGAUCGCAGCGUCUUCAAUGCGGUACGGAUCGUUGAUCGGUACGCGAACAGUCCUUUCGCGGUUUCGUGACCCUUGAAGGAUAAAGAGAAAAGAGGAGAGAGAUGACGAGGGAGCCAUGAGCACCGCGGACACCGCGCUGUCAAUCUCGAUCAAGAUGGCCCCAGGGCCGGAACAUCGUCAGGAACCGGUAGCUCCUGACAAAAUCACUGAAAGCGACCGUGCCGCCGACGCCGCCGUCGCUGCCGCAGCUGCUGCCGAUGUAGUUAUCGAUAUAGAGACCGUCAACGCCGUAUCGACGUCCGGUAGCAGCAACAGCAACAAUAAUAACGACGACAAUAAUAACGUCGCCGUUGCCGCCGUCGCCGUCAUCGCCGCAGAGCAAAGUUCGAACAUCGAGAUUGCUCCGGCUAAUUUUGCCGCUGGCGCCGCCGAUUCGAUCAGCCAAAGCUCACCGCUGAACAGCGGCGCCGACAGCAAACAGGAAGAAUCGACAACCCUGUCUAUGCUAAAUGAUAAACAGUUACGCGAUUUACUGGAUGAAGCUAUAACGUACAAGUGUCCAAAAGAUCGGGAAGGAAAGUCUAAGAUUUUUAAAGAACUUUUGUUAAAAGCAGAAGCGGAUGAUGAGAAAGGCCGUAGAGUGAUACCUAAUUCACGCUGUUUUUCGGGCUCAAAUCGUAAAAGACAGAAAGGGGAGUAUUAUGUGUCCGAGACAGAUUUGACACAUGUCACAUCAUUGCAAGAGUUAGCACGUUCGGAAUUUGACCAUUCGUUUAAUUGCGGAAAGGAUAGAAGCAAGAACAAAAAGCAAAACCCAGGACCCAGUGUCUCUGCUAGACAGAGAGAAGGUGGAUCGUUACCGUCAAAUGUAAAUGCAUCGCAUAACCUUGCUUCUUUGGCUAAUUUAGAUCUAAUAUUUGAUAAAAAGAAGAGCUUCUGUGAGGAACGGCCAGCUUAUGAUUGGACCAAUAAGGAAAAAUCCAAGUCUUUAGAUAAACCGUCAUAUAUUAGUACAAAGAAAGAAGAAAAAGAGAAAGAAAAAAAGGAACUGAAAAGAGACACUGCUAAUAGUUCAGGUGAGGCAGAGUCCGAAACACGAGAGAAACGAAUUAGCAAAGGAAAAUUCGGAACAAAUGAGAUGCUGGAAUCAGAUAAUCCACCUCCUGAAUAUAAAUCGGAUUACAUGGUCAUCGACUUAGGCGAUGUUGAGGUAGGUGCUAUUAGUGAAAGAAAUGUGGGGUCUACUGCGAGUGGGAUUCAAAGACCUCGCUCGUUAGACACUGAAAAUGACGAAGGGACUGAAUUGAAAAUUAUUGAACCCCGCAAACCGAUCCAACAAUAUGUCACACGGGCAUCUUUCGAUAUAGGAGGACAGACAUCUGUGGACACCACUAUAGAGUUUCCUAUACGUGAUCAUAAGCAAGAGAAAUCAAAAAUGUCUGUUAAUGGUACAGAAGUGACUGGGGCAUUGUUUCAACCACACAACAGUGUAAAAUGUGGUAUAGGUGGGGCUUCAAAUGGUUCCAGUACUAGCCAAAGCAAAAUCGUACCCAGUUUAUGCUCCGUGAUGCCGGCGUCUUGGCAAACGCAGAAUAUAACAAUGGAAGGUCCAAGGUAUACAACGCAGCACAUCACGAUGAAGGAUCCAUCCGUGUCGGGAGAAAAGAAAUCAUUGGAUGAAAAUGGAAACGCUGUACAGCCCUAUAAUGGUGAACGGAAGAAGCCCAGAAGGAAACAUACUCAAGAACACAAUGUCAAAGUUUAUAAUGCCGAAAAUGUCGAAGGUCAUCGUAACGAGGAUAUCGACAGUCUAAUUAACUUCAUUGAGAAUAAAGAAUCCAAGAACAAAAAAGGAAAGACUGGUAAUCCCGUUAGAGUGAAAACUAGUUCUGGCACAAAACCGAGAACUAGAGAGAAGGAUACAAAGAGAGAACAAUUGCCUUCUAAGUUAAAGAAGUCUAAUUCCUUAGAAGAAAUCUCGAAAACAAAAUUAGAGGAUCUCACGACGGAAAAGAGUCCCAGUUCCAGUGGUGCCAGCAGCGUAUCCAGUCAACACGGAGUAAAUAUAGCACUGCGACGUCCAAAACAAAGGAGCACCGGAGAUGCGACAGUCGAUAGUCGAGGCGACAGACGAUCCUGGGGGACAGAGGAAGGUCAAUCGAUAUAUUGCAACGAUACAGGGGAGGAUUACAUGAGUCGUCGUAAUUCCAAUAAAAAGAUUAAUCCGGAACCGGAACAUGAGACGGAGUUUCUGGUAGUUACGAAAAAGAAAAAGAGCAAAAAACAAAGAAGAAGCUCCAGUGGCAGUAGGGCGCAAAACCUAACAACAUCGGGAUCGUAUCUCCAAAAUUCCAGAGGAUUCUCUAACGACUACAGGACACCUCUUUCUCCUGAACUUCGAAGAAAAUCGGCUAGCAGUAUGCCUCCGAGCGACAAGUCGGCGGAUAGUAGCGAUUUGGAUUCAGUCCAUUCGUUGCCGGUUACAUCGAAUACUUCGAAGCAUAAUUUGUCUAAAGUCGCAACAUCGUCGGGUGGCACUCCGCAAGCGAGUUACGCUGAUAUAGCACGCAUGGCUACUAUCAACAUGCCACAUAAUCUGACUAUGUCCGCUAUGCUAAAUACGUCAUCGUGGCCCAGUGUUCCGCCUAAGACUUUUUCGGAACCGGAUAAAGUGCCUCAAGAUUAUUAUCCGAGUUUAGAUGAAUUGCAGCAUCCGGAGAGAAAAGCGAGACAGCAACAGACACAAUCGAACCAUGCAGCAGCGAGUUUGAGUCUGGCUUUCGAAAAACCACUUUCGCCAACUCUGACGAAAAUGAAAAAUUCGUCAGAUAGAAAGAAAGCCGAAGCUCAGGAAGAGGCCAUCAAUAAGAAUAUCCAAGUCUUUAAAUAUGUGCAAGAUAUUGAGAAAAUGCAUGAAAGCCUAACGCAAGCAACAGACCAGAAGGAACAGAAGAACGUGACUUCUAGCAAUUACAGCUCGAAUUCAAACGAGACUAUCAUGACAAACACUGUAAUACCAAAAUAUAAUAAUAAUGGUACAACGAUGAAUUAUAAUCCAGUCGAUACUGAUAACAAUCCUAAUUGUACCGUCAACAAUAAAGAUUCUGUUACGCUUCCGAGAGCCAAUAAUCCUCGCUCUCGUAGGAAUUACGUACACAGUAAUCAAAAUGUACAAACUCAGGGAUCGCACGAAGAGCAACACAUUAAAAAGUCCGCGUCUUCUUAUAACGAGGAGGCAAUUAAGAAAUCGCAUAACACUGACACUGCGCAGUCUGAAAACAAGGCUAGUCCAACAAUCGUGCCGCAUGACUGCGCGGAUGCGCAAAAGUUGAAGACUGCGAAACCCAUGCAGGAUUCGCAGAGCGGCGAGCCCGAAUCUAGCAACAAUAAGAUGACCAGCGGUGAUUCGAGGUCAGCGAGAGUCACGAAAGAGUAUCAGAAUACCGCGAUAAAACACGAUGCGACAAAAGUGGGAAUCUGUCAAUCGCAAAACUCGAAACAAGACAAUCAACAGCGCGAUGAGGCGGAUAACAAGAAGACAAAGUCACACAACACGCAGCCCGAUAAAGAUCAAUCGCAAAGACCAUCCGUGGAAACGCAGCAGAUAAAAAAUUCGACUCCUAGACCUGCAGUGAUCCUUUUGGACGAAACAUCCUCUGACAUCGCGAAGAACAACAAUCUGCCGACGGAGCUCACGUUUGGUUUUGAAAUAAACGAGCUGUUACUUUCGGAAGAUAACGGUAACGAGGAAACCCCAACAAUCGCGGCGAAUCCUGUUUUUUCCCCGACCGUACCGCCGCUCGUCAACAAACCGCCGCCCAACAAUUUCGAGAGGAAUCCGCCAUUGUUCACCGAAAAACCUGUGAGAUACGACAAGUUCUCAAAUUAUCACAUGCAACAACCAAACGCUCACGUAACACCGGCGAACGUGCAUCCAGUCAUGGUGCAACCGUUGCCGUACAUGGGCUAUCCCACAAGAUUUGCGCCUCCCACAUAUCUGCCACCACCGCCUCCACCGCCACCCGGAAUCAUAGAGAAAUUUCAUCCACCUAAGGAAGAUUUCUCGAUGCUUUACGUAGCACCCGAGGAAGAGUUGAAUGUGCAGACGUACAAUCAUGAUAAGAUCGUGUCGUUUGUUGGCUUAGCAUGGGACGCUGUCAUGAAAGAAAUGCCAGUGACAACCGGUCGUAUACAGUUCUAUAGCGGACAGUGAAGUGAGAAAGUUUUCACCAUGUCGAAGGAAAUAGACAAUGAUAGUAACUUUUGUACUGGUAAACCACUUCCAUUGCAAAUAGUUCAAUGAGUCUCGAUCACGUUGAUACGCGAGACCAAAUACUUGUAUGUGUUGCGUACACGGUUGCUCCUCUCGAGACGUAAAGUUUGUUCAAAGGAUUAUCUGUCUUACUUUGAGUCAAACGCGCAAGAUUGAUGGAGCCGAGUGGUGCAAAGUGUGCCUCAAGAGAUAAUAAUAGCAAUGUACAUAUAUAACCAGUUGACAGGAGAAUAUAGAAGGAUAAAGUAUAUAUUCCAGCAAUGUACAUUGUACUUGCAUAAAUUUCCAACGAUUGUGACGGUGUCGCAGAACUUCAGUAUUGACAAUUAGAAACUUUUGGUCAAAAAAUAUCUCUCUUAAAAAGAAAGAAAGAGAGAAAGAGAUAUAUCCUGUUUCUUUGAAUAAAGGGAACUUCCAGCGUGUCAAUACAAGUCACGCGUGUAUAUACGUUAGACAUCUCUAUAAAUUUUCGAAGAUCGUCUUGGUUUAUAUGAGUGUACGAUUUUAAGAAGUGCUUAAAAGAUAAUGCUAUAAAGACUUAUAACAAUCAGGUCUACCUAAAGCGAGUCUUAAAUGGGAAAAGUCGAACAGCAUCAACGGCAGUACCUCCUGGUGCCUUUGGAGCUGCGAAUUUUCAGGCGAAUCAAUGGGGAAGUAUCGAAGAAAUCUGCACUAAUCACAUCGAGAAAUCUAUGUGAAGUACUGUAAAACAUCUGUAAGUAGUUUCGAACUGAUUUCGACUAAUUUCAAACUCGUAAACUGAUGAAACGAUUUAAGAUGAGACGAUCUUAUAAUCUUAAAUCGAUCAUCAUGGAAGAUUA